AUGUGAAAAUAUUUAAUAAUAUAGAAAAAAAUAUCGAAAAAAAGGCGCGAAGUAGUUUGCCGCGCCGAUUUUUUUUUGGUGAAAUUUUCUUAUUAAACAAUAAAUAUUGUGUGUGUGUAUCUUUCGUCAAAACACCGUAUAUCAUAAAGACAGUGUAAUGCAUAAGUAUAAACAGUUACAUCACAUAAAUGCUUGGAGUAAAACUUAACUUUCUAAUUGUAUAGAGUUCAUGUUAAAUGCCCCACAGUCUUGCGAUGCGUUUAAGAAGUAGGAAAAGGGAGCGUCCGCUCUCAGCGAAGAAAACGAAAACAUUAAAAGCUAAACCACUCAAGAAGGCGUUGCUAAAAAACAAGGCAACUUGGAAAAAAAUUUUGAACGGAGAAAAUGGUCUAUCUUCCGGACCAUCACUGCAUUGUAUUACAAGGUCUCAGAAGAAUCUAGAAUUAAAAACAAGGCCGGUUAGAACAAAAAUAAUAAAAAAGAUGGAGAAACCAGUGGAAAUAAAGAAAUCUAAACCUAAAGAGGAUUCUUGCAACAAGAAACCGAUUUUUCAAACUGUUGUACGCAACAGUAUCAAAGACAUAGUAUCGUCAACUACAAAGCCCAAAAUGCAGAACGAUAAAGUAACCACUACAUCAAAGACUAAACUAAAUGAUGUACGAACAACAAAGAGUGUACAAUUACGUCAAAGUUCAUUAAACAGAGAACUAAGGAAGACAGAAUCUGUGUCAUCAGCGUUGAGCUCACCAAGAAAGACCAGACGAAUGGAUAAGCCUGACAAGUCUGCAUCGUUAAACAGUUCCCCAAUACGUAAAGUACGUCAAUUGGGUGUUCCAUCAAUUAAACUAAACAAAAUAGCUGUAAGCUCAACCAAUGAAAGUCCUAAGAAGAAAAUCAGGUCAAAAGCACCCGUUGUCCCAGAGCAAUCCAGUACAUUCCCUGACGACAAUGAUAUAACUAUGUAUGAACCUCAUACAACUACAUUUGUAGAUUUUGUGGUACCUAAAAAUGAUGAAUCCGAUUCAGAUGGACAAGUGGAGUCAUCUGAAUUAUGUCUUCCAAAUGACUGCCUUAACGAUCUUAUAGCGAUUGCAGAGUGUGCAAGAUUAAUAAAUAACCAAUUAUCAGCUGAUGAAGAUAUUAACUUGCUUGCCGAUAAAGCGGCAAAGGUAAUGACGACGGACAAAGACGAUAAAGGAAAGGAUGAUGAUAAGAUGAUGAAACGUAGGAAAUCUAGUAAUGAUCUGGAAAUGUAUCAGCCAACUUCAACGACUGAUGAUUUGGAUGCAUGCGGUGAUUUUCUCAAUGCUGGGGAGAAGUAUGUUCAGCCGGAUUUCGUGUCGCUGUUAGAGAAGGACGGCUACGUCAGGGAUCCAGAAUGUGAAAUAUCAUCAACUUGCGAUACUCAAGGAACUGCUAUAGAAAGCUUAGAAGCAUUGUCGGCUAGAAAUCCCAGUACUGGUUUCUUAGCUGAAAUAAGUCAGAGUUUAGCAGCUGAGGCAGCGGGAUGGAGCGCCACAGAUGUUGUAGUGGAUGAGAAUUCACUGAACUGUCACGAUGAACCGACUGCGGAUAUUGAGGAGGAAGCGGCGGCCGUGAUAUCGUCGUGCAGUGUCCGCGUCGAAUGCGAACAAAUAUCUUCUUGGGCGGACGCGUUCGACCCCUAUCUGUUUAUAAAACAGUUACCGCCUUUGGAGUCAGUGACAGCUGUUCGAGCGCGAUGCCCCGCGCUGCCAUUGAAGACACGCACCAGCCCAGAUUUUAGCCUGGUUCUGGAUCUCGACGAGACUCUAGUUCAUUGUUCGUUACAAGAGCUACCGGACGCCAGUUUCCAUUUUCCGGUUUUGUUUCAAGACUGCCGAUAUACGGUGUUCGUGCGUACUCGGCCGCACUUCGCGGAGUUCCUGUCGCGAGUGUCCCGGCUGUACGAAGUGAUCCUGUUCACGGCCAGCAAGAGGGUGUACGCGGACCGCCUGCUCAACCUGCUGGACCCGGCGCGCCGCUGGAUCAAGUACCGAUUGUUCCGCGAGCACUGCCUACUCGUGAACGGGAACUACGUAAAGGAUCUCUCAAUACUCGGCCGGGAUUUGCGUAAAACCGUCAUCGUAGACAACAGUCCACAGGCCUUUGGAUAUCAACUGGAAAACGGCAUCCCUAUCGACAGUUGGUUUGUGGAUCGCAGCGACAAUGAACUUCUCAAGCUGUUGCCUUUCCUUGAAAACCUGGCCACUAAGGACGAUGUACGGCCAUACAUCCGUGAUAAAUACAAACUCUUCAGCUAUCUGCCUCCCGACUAAGAAAGUACUUUUAAAACAUACAUACAUAAAUAAAAAAAUUAA
Molecule: messenger RNA, 2339 nt
Organism: Melitaea cinxia (Glanville fritillary)
Lineage: Eukaryota; Metazoa; Arthropoda; Insecta; Lepidoptera; Nymphalidae
Product: mitochondrial import inner membrane translocase subunit TIM50-like
Exons: 11
Coding region: 237-2297 (686 amino acids)
Molecular function (GO): phosphoprotein phosphatase activity
Source: RefSeq, a predicted model, not a curated record